CAAUGGUUUAAGGGAGCAAAAGAAAAGAAAGGGACCACGUGGAACAUUUUCUUCCUUACACCUUACACGCCAUAGCUCUUCAAAUUUUAAUUCGCACCUAAACCAGAUAAACCAAAAAUGGCUGCUUCCCUGCUUUCUUCUGCAACUCUCGCGUCAGCCUACAGUUGUUUCACUCAAGCAAAAUCUGACCUUCAUGCUGCUUCAUGGCCCAAUUCCACGCUUUUUUCAUCUAAAUUAGCCUUUUCCCUACAUGGGUUCUCUCUGAAAUCAUCUUAUGUUUCUGGGUUUCUCUUGAAAUCCCGAUCGUUUGGUGUUAAUGCAAGAGCGGCUGCAGAGAAGACUAUUCAUGACUUCACUGUUAAGGAUAUUGAUGGGAAGGAUGUUUCUCUAAGCAAGUUCAAGGGCAAAAUUCUCUUGAUUGUCAAUGUUGCUUCAAAAUGUGGCUUGACAACAACAAAUUACUCAGAGCUAACUCACCUAUAUGAAAAGUACAAAACUCAAGGAUUCGAGAUUCUAGCUUUCCCUUGCAAUCAAUUUGGAGGGCAAGAGCCUGGAUCAAAUCCUGAGAUCAAACAGUUUGCCUGUACAAGAUUUAAAGCAGAAUUUCCAAUUUUCGAUAAGGUUGAUGUUAAUGGACCCAAUACAGCUCCAAUUUACCAGUUUCUGAAGUCAAGUGCUGGGGGAUUUUUUGGUGAUCUGAUCAAAUGGAAUUUUGAGAAGUUCCUAGUGAACAAGAAUGGCAAAGUUGUGGAGAGAUAUCCACCAACAACAUCACCUUUCCAAAUUGAGAGGGACAUUCAAAAGCUUCUAGCAGCAUGAUGAUGCUUGGCAGGAAAGUUAGGCAGCAUGUUUACAUAGAAAUGUAAGAAAUAGAUGUAUACUUUUAUACUUAAAAACACGAUGAUGCAUCAUACUAAUCUUCUCUCCUGUAAUAGAUGAUUCAAGGGUUUUACUUCUGGUUGGAUACAACAUUCAAAUUUCAAAAGGGUGAAUUUUAUAUACAAAUUUGUGAUAUAUUGACCA
Molecule: messenger RNA, 1023 nt
Organism: Carica papaya (papaya)
Lineage: Eukaryota; Viridiplantae; Streptophyta; Magnoliopsida; Brassicales; Caricaceae
Product: putative phospholipid hydroperoxide glutathione peroxidase
Biological process (GO): response to oxidative stress
Molecular function (GO): peroxidase activity
Source: RefSeq, a predicted model, not a curated record